This is a messenger RNA of Chenopodium quinoa (quinoa), 2597 nucleotides long. RefSeq names its product protein FAR-RED ELONGATED HYPOCOTYL 3-like. Gene Ontology annotation, biological process: regulation of DNA-templated transcription. NCBI's taxonomy places the organism in Eukaryota, Viridiplantae, Streptophyta, Magnoliopsida, Caryophyllales, Amaranthaceae. The record is from RefSeq and is a predicted model, not a curated record. The transcript is spliced from 3 exons. Gene Ontology annotation, molecular function: zinc ion binding. Bases 437 to 2578 code for a protein of 713 amino acids.
CGAUUUCGAGUUCAUCUCAGAGAUAUCAAUUCUCAUUUAUCACACAAGCCACAUAAGCAUAUUUUAAUAUUUUUAAAUACCAAGAGGUGGGGUCCUUAUUUUAGUGAAUUGACGACGUUACAUGACCAUUUAACGGAGGGGUAGUUGCUGGAAAACAAGCAAAACACCAGAAACUUUUCUAAUCGAGCUUGCCCUGUUCGCUGUUGCCCUUCUCUCUUUGUUUUCUUCACCAAACUAAACCCACCCAGAAAGUAGCGAAGGGUAAGCUGUCCGGAGCUUGGAUCUAUGGAGGAUUCGUAAACUUUGGUCUCCCACUGCCCUUCAGACGAAUUCAUUCGUUGAUGUUCGGCCUGGAUGCAAGGUGUUGUCACUUAUAAAGUUUGCAGUUAGUUAUGUGUUAAAUUCUGCUGUUGGUGGUCAUUGGUAGCUGUGGGUAAUGGAUGAGAAUUUUGAAAUGGAUGCAGACAGAUUUAGUCCCUUAGGAGGGGUGGGGUGUGAUGAUAUUGGUACGUUGAUGGAGAUAUGUGUAGAUGAUAAUGAAAAUGAAGGCAAUAUUACUUUGGAUGAAGAGAACUUGGAUAAUAUAUCCCUCUCACAGACCGUUGAAUACAAUUCUCCUUUACCAUGUAUCAAUGACAACUCUUGUAGUCAAAACCAUCAAGGUUCCCCAGUUGAGAGUGUAGAGACCUUAAAUACAACAGUGUCAACAAAUGAUGUGAUUGAAGGCACCUCUAUUGAACCUCCAAAGGUCGGAAUGGUUUUUAAAGGAUGGAAGGAUAUUGAGUGUUAUUACAAACUAUAUGCUGAGGAGUGUGGCUUUGGGGUUAGCCGGGUUCAAGGAUCAUAUACUACUAGUAAAGAGAGAAGGGGAAUCACUUGGAAGUGUGAAUGUUAUGGUGCACCGGAUAUGAGGGCGAAGCGAGAGGCUAAGAAAAGGGCGAAGCAAAUGGAUGUUGGCGGUUGUGGAGGAAAUGUGAAUGGUGUAAUAGGGGAGGCAGAGCUAUCACGUGGGAAAAGGAAAUCUAAAAAAUGUUAUUGUAAAGCUAGGGUAUAUGGAAGUGUGAAUCGUGAAGGGCUUUGGGUGUUGCAAAGAGUGGAGUUGGAGCAUAAUCAUGAUCUGUGUCCAAGUAUGGCAAAUUUAGUGAAAGAGUACCGUAUGAAGAAGAUGACCUCCACUGUUCGCAAGCGGUUGGUGAAUUAUUAUGAGGUGGGUGUACCUGUGAGUGUAUUACGUCGAUGUUUAGGCACGGAAAAUCCUAAUUUGCCUAAUGUGAAGGAUAUGCAGCAUGAGGUUUACAAACAACGGCGGCUUAAGAUGGCCGGUGGAGAUGCUCAAGCCAUGAUGGCUUACUUUGAUUCCAUGCAAGCCGAUAAUCAGAAUUUUUACCAUGCACAUAAGUUGGACGAUAAAGGUCGUUUAAAGGACGUCAUGUGGGUUGAUGCUCGAAGCCGUGUAGCUUAUGAAGACUUCGGUGACGUCGUUUGCUUUGAUGCCACGUAUCUCACAAAUGAGUAUGAGCUACCAUUUGCUAAUUUUGUAGGAGUCAAUCACCAUGGCCAGUCGAUCUUAUUAGGUUGUGCCCUAGUUUCUCAUGAAGAUUGUGAUACUUUUCGAUGGUUAUUUAAACAAUGGUUGUUGUGCAUGGGCAAUAAAGCCCCUCUUGCCAUCCUAACUGACCAAGCCCCUGCUAUGAGGAAGCCAUUAGUUGAAGUCAUGCCUAAUACACGCCAUCGAUGGUGCAUAUGGCAUAUUCUCCGGAAAUUUCCUGACAAACUUGGGAGGUGUGCCAUGUACAAUGAUUUCAAGAGCCCGUUGAAGAAUAUUGUUUACGAUAGUUUCACUACCGUAGAAUUCCAGACCCGAUGGUGUGAAGCAAUGAAGAAGUAUGGUUUGGAGGACAAUGAAUGGCUUCAAGAAUUGUUUGUAGAGCGGCACAUGUGGGUGCCAGCUUGGAUGAAAGAGUUCUUUUGGGCCGGUAUGAAAACUACGCAGAGGGUUGAGAGCAUCAACAGGUUUUUUGAUGGGUUUGUCACCCGUAAAACAAGGUUGUGCGAGUUCCCCGAAAAGUACUCAGCUGCAAUGAAGAAGAGGGUUGGUGAUGAGACCGAUGCAGAUGCAAGGGAUGCAAAAUACAUAAGACGGCUUGUGAGUGGGUUCAGAGCAGAGAGAUACUUCCAACAAAUUUACACUGAUGCGAAGUUCCAAGAAGUGCAAAGAGAAUGUGCUAGAAUGUUGUACGUAGUUCCUAAAUCUGAGACUGUGAUAAGUGACGUUGAAAUUCAGUAUCUGCUUUCAGAUCGAGUAUGGAUUAUUCCGGAAGGAUCAAAUGAAGAAAUAAUCACUGAUCAUCGGAGGUUGUACUCUCUGGUAUUUAAUCCCGUUACCAAAGACAUAACAUGUGAUUGCAGGAAAUUUGAAAAGGAUGGGAUUCUUUGCAAGCAUAUCAUUAGAGUUUUUGAUGAAAAUUUGGUGAAUGAAAUACCAUCGAAAUAUGUACUUGAUCGGUGGCGCAAAGAUGUGAUGCGGAGGCACACACGUGUAAAAGUGGCAUAUCAUGACCCGAGUCAAACCGCGUAAUUUAUUUGUGAAUUAAAUU